AUAUCAUUUUUGUCCAUUACAUAAUUUUCAGUUCCCAAACUAAUCUUUCUUCUUCUUCUUGUCCUUUUCACAAGCUCUCUGUAUUUAGACUUUGACACCAAACUCUUCUGUCUCCCACUGAUCAGUGAUCUCGACUCACUGCACCUAUGACGACUCCGAAGUUUCUAUUCCUCUUCAUCUUCCUUAUUCACUUUGUAACUAUGUCCUCACGUGCCGACCUCCCCGGCACGUGGGAACUCCUCGUCGCCGAAGCCGGAAUUGCAUCCAUGCACACCGCCGUCACCCAUUUCAACACCGUCGUCCUCCUCGACCGCACCGACAUCGGCCCUUCCCGUAAACUCCUCCCUCCCCACCACUGCCGCGUGGACCCCAACGAUCCCAUUUUGAAAAAAGACUGCUACGCUCACUCUGUUCUACUCGAUUUACAAACAAACUCAAUUCGUCCUCUCAUGAUCCUCACCGACACGUGGUGCUCCUCCGGCCAAUUUCUCCCCGACGGCACGCUUCUUCACACCGGCGGCGACCUUGACGGCUUCCGCAAAUUCCGAAAAUUCACACCUUGUGAACCUUCAAACUCUCUCUGCGAUUGGGAAGAACUUCAAGAUACUCAACUGUCACAAGGCAGAUGGUAUGCAACUAACCAAAUACUACCAAACGGUGAAAUCAUAAUUGUCGGUGGUCGUGCUGCUAAUAGUGUUGAAUUUUUCCCACCUAGAAAAGAAGGAGCUUUUGAAUUCCCUUUCUUAACUCAAGCUGAAGACAAUCAACAUGAUAAUCUUUAUCCUUAUGUUCAUUUACUACCCAAUGGACAUCUCUUCAUUUUCGCUAACAAUAAAGCUGUAAUGUACGAUUAUAAUACAAAUAAAAUACUAAAAGAUUAUCCAAUACUAGAAGGUGGACCAAGAAAUUACCCAUCAGCAGGAUCAUCAGCAAUGUUAGCGUUAACAGAGGAUUAUUCCUCUGCUAUAAUUGUAAUUUGUGGUGGAGCUGAAUUCGGAGCGUAUUUACAAAGGAGUAGUGACACACCUGCUCAUGGAAGUUGUGGUCGAAUUGAAGCAACUGGAGAAAACCCAGUUUGGGAAAUGGAAGAUAUGCCUUUUGCUAGAAUUAUGGGUGAUAUGGUAAUGUUACCAACGGGUGAUAUUCUUAUUAUAAAUGGAGCUCAAGCUGGAACUCAAGGUUUUGAAAUGGCAUCAAAUCCAUGUUUGAAUCCUGUUUUGUAUAGGCCAAGUGAGCCUUUAGGACUUCGUUUUAUGACUUUGACGCCAGGAACAGUCCCAAGAAUGUAUCAUUCAACGGCAAAUUUACUGCCGGACGGUAGAAUUUUGCUCGCCGGAAGUAACCCUCAUUUUUUUUACAAGUUUGCUGCAGAAUUUCCAACGGAGUUACGGAUUGAAGCGUUUUCUCCGGAGUAUUUAUCGGCUGAUAAAGCCAAUAUUCGACCAGUUUUGGUGGAGUCGCCGGAAAAGGUGAAGUACCGUGAGGAUUUUGAGGUGGCGGUGACGGUGGAACUGCCGGUGGUUGGGAUUGUGGAGGUGAAUUUUGCGAGUGCUCCGUUUUCUACACAUUCGUUUUCGCAAGGGCAAAGGCUUGUGAAAUUGAGAGUAACCAGUGCUAUUCCUGAUGUUGCCGGAAAAUAUAAGAUCGGAUGUACGGCUCCGCUGGAUGGGAGGGUGGCGCCGCCGGGGUAUUACAUGGUAUUUGCAGUAAACCAAGGGGUGCCAAGUGUGGCACGAUGGGUCCAGCUUGUGGUUUGAAACUUUUUCCACUUUUCUUUUCUUUUUUAUUUUUAUUAGUAUAUGAUUUUCUCAUUUGUUUUCUUUAUUUAAUUAAUUCUGAAUCCUCAAACAUUUUAGAUUCUGCAAGUCUAAAUGAGACCGCAGAGUCUAUCAUUUUAUUAUCCUUUUCAAAUAGGUUGGAAAGAUAAUGAAAAGCACAAGUACUUUUAUGUUAUUUUUUCCUUAAAAGCU
Messenger RNA from Nicotiana tabacum (common tobacco), 1970 nucleotides. Its product is annotated as aldehyde oxidase GLOX-like. NCBI's taxonomy places the organism in Eukaryota, Viridiplantae, Streptophyta, Magnoliopsida, Solanales, Solanaceae. The record is from RefSeq and is a predicted model, not a curated record.